GGAAGAGACCUCUCGGCCCUGCGGGUGGGGGCUCAGUUCUAGGACGGGAGCGCCCUUGGUGGCACCAGACCUCGGCUCUCGGGACCCCUCGGAGGACUAGGCGAUGCCGGAGCGCGCGGCUCCCCGAGCGUGGUCCGAGGAUCUAGCUGGGCGCUCCCCAGCUCAGGGGGCUGCUCCGGACUCCGCCAGCGCCCUCUCCUCUCCCUCAGAUCCCGCAGCCGCAGGGGAUGACGCGGAUGCCUCCACGGCCCCGGCUCCGGGCGGGGAGGGCGAGCCCCUCAGCCGGCACCGCGACGCCCUCCUGGGCAGCACCGAUAAGGAGCUGAAGGCAGGAGCCGCCGCCACGGGCAGCUCCCCGACAGCGCCGGGGCCGCCCUGGCAGCGGGAGCCGCGGGUCGAGGUUAUGAAUCCAGCGUGCGGCGCCUGGAGCCUGCCCCGGCCCUGCCGCGUGCUGGUCCUAUUAAACCCGCGCGGGGGCAAGGGCAAGGCGCUGCAGCUCUUCCGCAGCCACGUGCAGCCCCUGCUGGCUCGGGCCGAUGUCUCCUUCACGCUGAUGCUCACUGAACAUCGGAACCACGCCCGGGAGCUGGUGCGGGUUGAGGAGCUGGGGCGCUGGGACGCGCUGGUGGUCAUGUCUGGGGAUGGGCUGAUGCAUGAGGUGGUGAAUGGGCUCAUGGAGCGGCCGGACUGGGAGACCGCCAUCCACAAGCCCCUGUGUAGCCUCCCUGCUGGCUCCGGCAAUGCCCUGGCGGCUUCUCUGAACCAUUAUGCCGGCUAUGAACAGGUGACAAAUGAGGACCUCUUGACCAACUGCACGCUGCUGCUGUGCCGCCGGCUGCUGGCGCCCAUGAACCUGCUGUCGCUGCAGACGGCCUCGGGGCUUCGGCUCUUCUCUGUGCUGAGCCUGGCGUGGGGCUUCAUCGCCGACGUGGAUCUGGAGAGCGAGAGGUUUCGGCGUCUAGGGGAGAUGCGCUUCACCCUGGGCACCUUCCUGCGCCUGGCGGCCCUGCGUGUCUACAAGGGCACGCUAGCCUACCUCCCCGCGGAACAGGUGGUCUCCCAGGGGCCCGCCCCCGCUGCUGUGGAGCGGCAGAACCAGCAGGGUCCCACGGAUGCCCACCUCGUACCCCUGCAGGAGCCAGUGCCCCCGCACUGGACUGUGGUCCCGGAGCAGGACUUCGUACUGGUGCUGGCGCUGCUGCACACCCACCUGAGCAGUGAGAUGUUCGCAGCACCCAUGGGCCGGUGUCCGGCAGGCACCAUGCACCUGUUCUAUGUGCGGGCGGGUGUGUCUCGGGCCAUGCUGCUGCGCCUCUUCCUGGCCAUGGAGAAGGGGAGGCACAUGGACUACGACUGUCCCUACUUGGUGUACGUGCCUGUGGUUGCCUUCCGCCUGGAGCCCAAGGACGGGAAGGGUGUGUUUGCCGUGGAUGGCGAGUUGAUGGUCAGCGAGGCGGUGCAGGGCCAGGUGCACCCAGACUACAUCUGGAUGGUCAGUGGCUGCGUGAAGCCCCCACCCAGCCAGAAGCCACAGCAGAGAGCCCUUCAAAGAGAGCACUUAUGACUGUGGGCCUCGCCGUGCCUUAGCCUCCUGAUCAACUCGGAGCUCAGAGCGCUGCACCUUCUCCCAGGCCUGGAGGGCCUGUCCACAGCUCGUGUGGUCGGAAGGAGGACCCCUGAAGACGGUGGGAAGGUGGAGGCUGUGCUUUGGAAGGAAAGGCUCUGCCUACCAAGGGCCAGAAUGAGGCUCUGGGCCAGAAGCCUGGCUGGCUGGCCCUCCCUGCCUGUGGAGGCCACUCCCAUUUUGUUUCUGGGAGCCCAACCCCAUGAAUCAGAUCCAAAUAAAGUGACAUUCCCAGCG
This is a messenger RNA of Enhydra lutris kenyoni (northern sea otter), 1861 nucleotides long. RefSeq names its product sphingosine kinase 1. Gene Ontology annotation, biological process: cellular response to growth factor stimulus; sphingosine biosynthetic process; negative regulation of apoptotic process. The record is from RefSeq and is a predicted model, not a curated record. Bases 104 to 1564 code for a protein of 486 amino acids. The transcript is spliced from 5 exons. Gene Ontology annotation, cellular component: membrane; cytoplasm; intracellular membrane-bounded organelle. NCBI's taxonomy places the organism in Eukaryota, Metazoa, Chordata, Mammalia, Carnivora, Mustelidae.